Dama dama (fallow deer) is the source of this 11070-nucleotide messenger RNA. It is a transcript of the gene LEKR1, whose product is annotated as leucine, glutamate and lysine rich 1. NCBI's taxonomy places the organism in Eukaryota, Metazoa, Chordata, Mammalia, Artiodactyla, Cervidae. The record is from RefSeq and is a predicted model, not a curated record. Bases 139 to 2220 code for a protein of 693 amino acids. The transcript has 13 exons.
CGUGACGUCACCGCGCCUUGACGUCAGGCCGACGUGCAGCACGGUCUCCUGGGAGACCAGGAAAGCCGUUUUGCCCCCGGCGGAAUCGAAGUAUAGAUUAUUUUACUUCAAAGCUCCUUCAGUAUAUUUUUGGAAAUUAUGGAUCGUCAUGUUCCCAUGCAUGCAUUACCUGAAGAAAUCCAAAAGAUGUCUCCUGAAGAAAAAGUUUGUAAGUACUGUGGAGUCAGCUAUCUAAUUCUACAUGAGUUUAAGGCUAUGGAAGAAAAAGUAAAAGCGAUGGAAAAAGAGAUGAAAUUUUAUCAAGGAAGUAUAGAACGUGAAGAGAGACUUCAAGGAAAACUACAGUCUCUUAGCCAAGAUUUUGAACGGUACAAAAUUGACAAUGAAUCCAAAACAGAAAGGAUUCAAGAUGCAAGCAUGAAGUUAAAAAGUUACCAAGGUGAAUUUCAGAGGGUACAGAAAGAAUUGAGUCAGUUGCAAGAUGAGUUAAAAAUUAAACAAAAACAAUCACAAAUCUCCAGUCAGAGAUUGACGGAAUACAAAUAUUUCUGGACUAAGACUCUUUCAUUACUUACUUUUACUAAAAGGGAGCUAAACAGUAUUAAAAAUGAAGUAUAUGAUCAUUUUAAAAACUGGACUUCACUGAAGAGAGAAAUUUUUCUACAAACUAAAUCAAUAAGUGAAACAGCCUUGACAGAAAUAAAGAUGCUAAAUAAAAGUUUGACAGUGUCCCAGAGAAACAAUGUAUGCCUUGAAGAGGAAAUGAAAAAUCUGAAGUUGUUGUCAGAUGCAGCCAUAUUGAGAUCUCAGCAGAUUCAGACAUCCAAACAACAGGAAGUAAACUUGCAAACCAGAUGCCAUGACUUGCAAAAGGAAGUACUAGAUUUACAGUGUCAAGUAGAAGCACUUGGGCUAAAACUUCAGAAGGCAGUGACUGAGAUGGACAAAUAUAAAGAAAAGCUCAUGAAUAAAUCUAAUGAAGCUGAUGAGUGUCAAAGAGAACUUAGAAAACUGAAGUUUGAAUCCAUUAUCUCUGACUCACGGCAUACCAGAUUGCUUAAAGAAAAAGAAGACUCUUUAAUGACUUGUCAACAAAUAUAUAAAACUUUACAGGAAGAACUGACUGCAAAAGAAAGGCAAGAAGAUGAUUUAAAAAGAAGAAUUAAUAUUGCAAAAAAUGAACUGGAAAUAACCAAAACUCUUCUGAUUCAGACAAAGGAAGAAGUUGUAACACUGAAAAGUGAAAGGGAGUUGAUGCUGAUUUCACAUCAGAAAAGUACCGAGCAGCUGCAGGAAACCCUUAGACAGAAGCUGCUGAAUGAUGAUAACUGGAGGGAGAAGAUUGAAGCUGAACUCGCCAAGGAAAGAGCCCAACAUUUGGUUGAAUUUCAGGAGCAAGCUCUUCUCUUUAAGGAAGAAGCUAAACUGGAACUUGAUAUUGAAAAGGAAAAACACCAAGAAAUAAUCCAAAAGUAUAAGAAAGAACAAGAAGAACUACAAAUGAAGAUAUCUGACUUAAUCGAAGGUGCUACUAAAGAUCUAAGACUGAAACUCGCUGCUCUUGAAGAAAAACUCCGUGAAUCCCAUGUUCAAUAUACUGAAGAAUCUGCGUUAAAGGAGAAAGAAAUUGAAAACCUUAAAAAUUUGGUUGUAGAAUUUGAAUCACGUUUGAAGAAGGAAAUUGACGGUAAUGGUUCAGUUUCAGAGGACCUGAGGAAGGAAAUGAAAAAGAAGUCAGAUGAACUGGAAAGAGUAAUGCUGGCACAAACACAACUGAUGGAGCAAUUCAACCAGUCCCAGAAAGAGAACACUUUUCUUCAGGAAACAGUGCGUAGAGAGUGUGAAGAACGCUUUGAACUGACGGAGGCUUUGAGUCAAGCCAGAGAACAACUCCUGGGGCUGAGGAAGCUGAGCGGACAGUUGCCGCUGUCACCGUGCUCCCUCGGCCAGGGCAGCCUAACCUCCUCUGCUGCAGCUGGGAGUGGUCAGGGAGAGAGAAGGCUUGCCAGACUGCACUCUGAGAAAGUAAUCAAAAUCCCUGGCCUGCCUGGAGUGUCGAAGCCCACCACUUCUUCAGCCUUUUCUCAGCCGAAGAGGGUCAGCAGCUCAGGUUUGCCCACAGUCCCCCAACCACAUCCUCCCCGGGGUCGACCGUCUUCAGUCAGUGAGACCAGGCAGAGACUGGCUGCUAUUCUGAGGAGGAGACUGAGUCAGCAGUAAUGAAGCCGAAGUCAGGAGCAGCUCCACACACAGUGUCUAUCUUUCCCGGAGUCCAGAGCCCCACUGUAAUUAAGAAUGACAAACUUCAAAUUAUUACCGCAGAUUGAGAAUGCAUACUUAAAGAUAUUUUUAAUAAUUGGACAAGCUAAUGAAUUUUGAAGCCACAUUUUCUAAGAGGCCUUUGAAACUGCAACAAAUAAUGAAGUUGUUGGUAUUCCAGAGACCCAAUCUCUGUAUUUAUGUAUUGUGUGUUUCGAUGUGCUCUAUGAAUAUGCCCUUUUAGAGAUCAUAGGUAAAAAUUUUCACCCAUUGCAUCUUUUCUACUUUUUUGCACUAUUACAAGAAGAUCUAUUUCUACACCAAAAAAAAAAAAAAUAGAUUGUAUUGGUUUUGUUGGUAUUUGUUCAUUUGUUUGUUGAGUUGAAUAGGUUAAGUAGAUGUAAUUAGCAUUCUAAAUAGCAAAUGAAAGGACUUUAGUCCUUAAUUUGAUCAUUUUUAAACUGCUUAUUAGUUCAAAUAUUCGCAAACUUCAUCAUCACCAAAUUUUCUCUAUUUCACCUCACAAUCGGUUAAUCUAAUUUCUUUUUAAGCAAGGUCAGAUGUAAUGAUAGGUAAUCUUCAGGAAGACAAAGGGACAGCCACUCCUAUUCAAGAAAAAGGGGGGUUAUUUCUAAAACUAUGGAGAUGAUUUUAGAUGACAAGGAGCCUAGCCAUGAAAGUAUUACUUGGGAGAGAUUUUCUCCAUUAAAUGGUCUCUGGUACUCCAGGUCAAGUUUUGGCUUUAACUGGUAUUCUGUAGCUAUUGUGUAGAGAACUAAUUCAAGACAGUUUAGUAGAGGCACACAGUGCUAAUUUAGCAUGUUUUCUAUUUUCAGAGUGAAAAAUUAAAACCAGAAACCAGACCAACUAUUUCACGUAGUCAUAAAGCUUUAGGCUCCUCCUGUUUCGUAAAAGGCAACUCUUUACCUUAUGCUAGUAUUUGUCUAUCCUUUUCUCCAUGUAAUAAACAUGUAUUUUUCUUCUAUGGCUGAUUUUAUUCAAAUCUUUCAUCUGACUGCAUCGUGGAUUCCCAGGCUUCUUACUCUCAGAUUAGGAUGAUACUAACACACGUGAAAUAUGGCACAUAAAACUCUCUGCUCUUUGGCCACCAUGUAGAUGAGAGAAUCUAAAGAUAUCUGGAAUCCCUCCCAUGUGCAAAAAAAAGUGUUACUAAGCCAAACCAAGUCUAUCUCCAGUCUUUCAAAGGAUUGUUCUAAUCAAUCCUGUCAAAGGAUUGAUCUAAUCUAGGGUGUUUUAACCUCAAAAACAUCUACAUCAAGUCCAUGAAUUUCCCUGACUAGUUUAAGUGAGCACGUCUUGUGUAAAGGCUUACAAUGCUUACUUUUGUUUUACAAGGAUUAGUGUACUUACAGUGCGUUAGACAGAGAACAUAUCAUCUAACGGUGGUGGAUCUUAGAGAGGAUCUUAGAGGUCACCCCAACAAUCUUUAGUUUUGCUAGUUUAUUCAUGUCUUAUUGACCAUCGUGCGCUCAGGCCUUGGCUGUGUCCUUUCACGGUGGGUACGGCUGCUCCUUCAAGUGCUGCUCCUUGGUCUUCAGGUUCUUUCCUGCUUGUUGAAGCGGUGGUGCAUGGCACAGAUCCAGGGAUUUAUACUUCUUGCCCUUAGAGAAUUUCCUGAGGUUCUCUUUCUGGGUCUGGUUAAUGGCAGUGGGAACACAGGCCCUGGAUUUGCUAGCCGCUCGGGUCUUGGAGAGUCUGGAAGCCUCACCACCUAUCGCUUUAGCGACGUGCAGCUGAGACAGCGCCACCUUGAGGUGCUCCGUUGUUUCAGCAGCUUCUCCUUGCUGCCAGGGUCUCAGGACCUUAAUCUUGGCCAUGGUUGUACAGGCGGCCGCAGACGACUUCUUGCAGAGAAAGAACAACAGUCUCUUUACAAAUAAGAAACAGAUGCUCAAAGAAGUAUGACUUGGGUACGGUGAUUCAGCUAGUUAGUGACUGAGCUUCCCACAUCACUGUUCCACUUACCAGAGAAUCCCAAAUCUCCAUCUGACUUUUGUCGGAAGCUAAUGAACUCAAUUUUUAAGUUUAAAUUUGUAUGAAAAGGAAGCCUGACCCAAGGAAGAAUAAUCAUAAAGUAAUAAGCGGAAUACACUUUAAGAUAAGUGUGUAUCUAGUAAAAUACAAAAUGUUGUUAAUAGGCUACGCUAAGUCACUUCAGUCGUGUCCGACUCUGUGCGACCCCAUAGACGGCAGCCCACCAGGCUCCGCCGUCCCCGGGAUUCUCCUGGCAAGAACACUGGAGUGGGUUGCCAUUUCCAUCUCCAAUGCAUGAAAGUGAAAAGUGAAAGUGAAGAAGCUCAGUUGUGUCCGACUCUUAGUGACCCCAUGGACUGCAGCCUACCAGGCUCCUCUGUCCAUGGGACCCUCCAGGCAAGAGUACUGGAGUGGGGUGCCAUUGCCUUCUCCAGCUGUUAAUAUACCCCCUAAUAUUUUCUUGUAUGAUGCCAGCAGUACUCAUGCCACAUUCUGGAGAGCACUCCACCAGACCUCAGUGUUUCUGAUCUGGUGUUUGCAUGUUCAGAUUACAAAUACUCAUGAUAUAAGGUGGAUGGCAAAAGCUAAUGGAACCUUUGGUAAAAGCACAAGAGAAUAUUUGGACAUCAGUCUUUGCUAUCAUAUUUUACAUGCUUUUCCACAGUCUUGCAACUUCAGCUCUCUCUUCAGGAACCAUGUGUGUGUGCAUGCAUGCUAAGUCACUUCAGUGAUGUUCAGCUCUUUGUGACCCCAUGAACUGUAGCCUGCCAGGCUCCUCUGUCCAUGGGAUUCUCCAGGCAAGAAUAUUGGAGUGGGUGGCCAUGCUCUCCUCCAGGGAAUCUUCGCAGGAUUCAAACCCAAGUCUCUUAUGUCUCCUGCAUUGACAGGUGGGUUCUUUAUCACUAAUGCCACCUAGAAAGCCCAUGGAGAUACAUUUGGGGAGGGGGGUUGCUGCCUUGGGUCUUAGUUGCAGCAGGGGGGAUCUUUGAGUGCAGGCUCUAGAGCACUUGGGCUUGGUUGCUCCGCAGAUUGUGGGAUCUUAAUUCCCCAAACAGGGAUCAGACCUGCAUCCCCUGCCUUGCAGGGUAGAUUCUUAACCACUGGACCACUGGGGAAGUCCUCCCAUAAGCUUUUCUAAAGUGAUAUAAAGACCAUGCAUGAAAAACCUGGUUUCUUGGUUUGUUAACACUCUUGUUUUACAAUGAGUAACUGGGGAAAUAGCACUCUGAGAAUAGAAUCAUGAUCUUGCAGUCAGGCUGUAUUAUAUUCCACAAGUAUAUCAGAGAUUAUGUCAGUAUUCCAUGGAUAAAUAGAGACAAUAUUUACAUUUAUUUCAACCUAGACCAUUUAAAGCAGUCUAAGUUGUGUGCUUAUAUCUUUUGAAGAAAGACACUUAGAGAAGAGAAUAGCAUUAGAGUCUGUAACCUAAGGGUUAAGAACGCAUUCAAACCUUCCUUGAUUUUCACACUGAUUAACUCCUGGCAUGAAAAAAAUAUCAGGAACAUUAAGAAAUAGUGAAUAUUAUGACAAAAUAGGGGUCUCAUAUGCAUAUAGUGGAUAUUAAGUCUAACAGUUUUAAUUUCUCUAUAAACAUACAUUUUCCAUAACCUGAAUGGAAGAAUUUAUAGGUAUCUAGAGAAAAGAAUAUCAUAAAAAAUAUUCCUUAGAAAAUUAUAAUACUGUUUUUUUUUUUUCCUUAAACUAGGAUUGGUAGACAAAGAUUGGGAGAAUUCUUCUAUAGUUAACAGAUUUCUCAAGCAAUUUUUUAAAAAUUUAUUGAUUUAAAUGACUAUAUUUAUAGUUAGAACUACUUAAAAGUUAUAUGUUCUGGUUGACUGGAAGAGAUAUUAAUAUUGAAAAUUAUGUUAGACUAAGAUCUUUUAAUUUUAUAUUAAUCUAAAGUUUUAUAGUAUUAUAUAUUAGUUAUAGCUCAUUGCUUUUGAUUAUGCAACAAAUUUUCUUGUUUUAUUUUUUAAAGUUCUUACAAUUAUUAUAAUAUUGUACUAGUAGACCAAACUAGUAUCCUAAAAGGGUUAAUUCUCUGCAGCUGAAAAUUCCUAACCAUCAUGUUGACUUUUAUUGAGCACAGAAAAUCAAUUUGGUAUGUGCCCAAAGUUCACAAAUCCUAUAAUAAUUAUGGAUUUUUUUGCUUUCAUGUUUUAAGAAAAUAAUUAAUGUACACUGUACCUUACACAGGACAGUUUUAAUGAUCUCAAACCAUGAUAGACAAUAAUGGGAGCAUUCCUAAGGCAGUGCUUGUGGUACCUUAAGGAAGAAAUUCUACUUAUUCUUUAGAAAAUAUUAACCCUUUCAUUUCUGGUUCCUCUGCCUUUUCUAAAUCCAGCUUGAACAUCUGGAAGUUCUCAGUUCACAUACUGUUGAAGCCUAGCUUGGAGUAUUUUGAGCAUUACCUUGCUAGCAUGUGAAAUGAGUAUAAUUGUGCAGUAGUUUGAACAUUCUUUGGCAUUGCCCUUCUUUGGGAUUGGAAUGAGAACUGACCUUUUCCAGUCCUGUGGCCACUGCUGAGUUUAAUAAUAAACUGUGAAGCCAGUAUAAAUGUAUUACAUCUGAAGAAUAUGAAAUAAAAAUUAUUCACCUUUGUAUAUUCUGAAUUAACAGAUAGAAAUUUUUAGCAACACGUUAGUUCAAUCUGAAACACACUAAUCCUAUGACAAUAUUUCAUGAUCCAGAAAGUUGAAAGUUCUCUCUCUUCUCUAGCAUAUAUUAUAGUGCUUUAUAUCCAUCAAGUGAGCAAAAAAUAUACUAAAAAUCCUUUACCUUCAUAUAUACAUAUAUAUGAAUACUAGAUCACAGAGAUUAUGUAAUUUGUCAAAAAUAAACACUACAUAAGACUAAUGACUAAUUUUAAACUGCUGCAGUUUCUGAAUAUCUUGACCCAUAAAUGAAUAUUUAGGCCAUAUUAUAUAUUCACUCUUUUCUUCAACAGAUAUGGAGAAUUAAAAAAGCAUUGUGGAAGUUACAAAGAUAAUUAAGAUGUACUACAGAAGCCCAAGAAUUGUAUAAUGGCGGGCAGUGAGGAACCGUAUGUAGAGGUUAUAAUACAGAGAGGCAGGUGUAAGGAAGAGUGUGCUGUAUGAGUUCAACUUCUUGGUGGAAGAAUCAGGGGACACUUUAGGCAAGAAUUGGAACUCUCAAUAGGUCUUAAAGAAUGGAGUAGGGUUUUAUAAAAGAAAGAAUACCAGGUAGAGGAGAUAUGUAAACAGAGCUGUAGAUAUGUAGCAAAUACUUGGUUAAGGGAAGCAAUGGGAACCUGAAAAAGGUAGGUUGACCCCAAAGCAUCGAGGUGUUGAAUAAGAACUCAUCACAGAAUUUUGACUAGAAGUGGCAUGCACUUUGUUGAAAUUUGGGAACAUUGCUCUGGCAGGGCUGAAUUGCAAUAAUUAUAAAGUGAAAAGGCUGGAAGUGGAACACCAGUUGGUAGAUUAGUAAAGUAGCCCAGACAAGAGUUAAAAGUUCUGAAUAAAGAUGUUGAUAGUGGGAAUAAACAGGAAGCAGCUGACUCAAGUUCUAUUCAGAAAGGGAAAGAAUUUGUUCACUGUUAAAUGUACUUUGAAAUCAUACCAGCCAUUGCUGCUUAGCAGUGGUGCAGUGUAUGAAAUUGGUUCUAAUUAAAGGAACACCCUUUAUUUACAAAUAUUACAGCUUCUCUGAAAAAUGUGAAAUAAUAGGAACUACAUUUUUAUUUGGGCAACAGAAAACUAACCCACAGACAGAUUCAGUAGUCAUAAGAAUUCUUAAAGCAAAGUAGAAAUCUGAUUAGUGUUCUAAGAAUUAUGAGAGAAGAAUGUAGAAAGUGACAUGAAAAGUAGAUAUCAUCUUGGCUCAAAGAAUGCACAGCACAACUCAAUGAUGACCUUUGGGAGUGAUACAAUGCAAUGAAACGUUUUUCCAAUUUUUGCUAACCAUUUAUGAGGGGAAAUACAGAAAAUAGCAGCCAAAAUAAAAAUAAGAAUUAUCUUAAAUCCUUAAGUUUUAUAGUUCUGAAGGGACCUGACCCAUCACUUGGUCCAGAUCUGUAAUUUUACAGAAGGAUAUAAUAGGUUCCUUAGAAGUUGAAUAAUUUUCCAUUCUUUUAGCUGCUUGACAGCCAACUUGAUGAGAGAGGCUGAGCCUCCAACUCUUGGCCACCUCUAGACUGAAAGAACAGUAUCAGUGCUCUAAAUUUUUGCUACUUACAGUACUCCAGCAGGAUCAGUCUCCUAGGAGCUUAUUAGAAAUGCAGAACAUUGGCCUCACACACAAAUUUUCUCAAUGAAAUCUGAUUUUAAUGAGAUCCGAUGGCUCAAACAGUAAAGAAUCUACCUGCAGGAGAACUGGGUUUGACCCCUGAGUCAGGAAGAUCCUCUGGAGAAGAAAAUGGCAACCCAUGCCAAUAUUCUUGCCUGGAUAAUCCCAUGGACAAAGGAGCCUGGCGGGCUACAUUCCAUGAGGUUGCAGAGUUGGAUACAACUGAGCAGCUAACACUUUCAGGUGACUCAUAUACAUGUUAAAGUAUGAGGAUCACUGCUCACAGGGGUGCCGUUGCCCAGGCAUAUUUCACCUCUGCAAGCUACGGGUUAGUGUUGGAUAGAAAUUGCCUCGUCAUAUGCAGCUCCCUUAUACCUAACCUAAGACCACCACCACCCACACCACGUGGUCCCAUUCAGCACCUCAGCUUCCAAUGCACUCAAAUUCUACUUCUUUGCCUCUUGACUAUGAAUCUGUAACUGUCCAGGAAAACUAGUGAAUUAAAGGAAAUCAAUAUUCAGCCAAUAUUCAUAAAUAUGUCACCACCCAAAUUUCUGAGCCUGCAAAGAACUAGAAAUUUGUUAUUUUUAGAAAUCCAAUAGAAAUAUUUUGAUCAUUGGCUGCUGCUGCUGCUGCUGCUAAGUCGCUUCAGUCGUGUCCGACUCUGUGACCCCAUAGACGGCAGCCCACUGGCUCCUCUGUCCCUGGGAUUCUCCAGGCAAGAACACUGGAGUGGGUUGCCAUUUCCUUCUCCAAUGCAUGAAAGUGAAAAGUGAAAGUGAAGUCGCUCAUUCGUGCCCGACUCUUAGCGGCCCAUAGACUGCAGCCUACCAGGAUCCUCUGUCCAUGGGAUUUUCCAGGCAAGAGUACUGGAGUGGGGCGCCAUUGCCUUCUCCUUGAUCAUUGGCAAGUCACUGAAUAACCUUACAUUUUUAAUCUCAUAAUAAUAUAUAUUUGGAUAUAUGAUUCCCAAAAGAAAAUUUGACAAUGCUAUUUGUCUUUUGAGGCUUCUGAAACAUAGAAUACUUAGAUAACUUCUUAGAAUUAUGAAGGAACUUAAUGUUAAUUAAUUAAUAUUAGAAUAUCAUUAUUCCCCCCAAAGUAGUUCCGAUCACUUAAAUAUAAAACAGUAAUUUGCAGUAUUACAUCUAGAUCCAUUUAUUUUAAAGGUAGAACUAAUAGCAACUGAAUUAGAAUUUGAUUCAGAUUCUCAAGGUAUAAAUCUGUAUUUAAUACAAUAAGGCCCUAUGUUCACUUGCUUGUGAGCAUCGUCAACCCAUCUCAUUAUACAGCAGGGUGGCCACAUUCUUUAACCUUUUUGAAUUCAGAAAAUAAUGAAAGGAAUUGACUUCGUUUGCCAGUAAAAAGUUUUGAAUAUUUUUUAUUAACAUACUUAUUGCUGAUAUUUAACUUGUAUGGUUAUUUGUUAUUAAUAUUAACUCUCAUAAAUAAUAAUUGUUCAAACCCAAGAAUUAGACAUAUAAUUUAGAACAUUGAAGCAUUUUUAAGGAGAGGUUUUCAUAUGACUUAACACUGAAAAUAUUUUUGUUUUCUGGAAAGAUAUGAGCAUCUGACUUUGGGCAUCAUGGAAAAAAAAAAAAAUCCACCUUUCUCCCCCAAGUGAGCUUGAUGUGGUCUAACACAUUAAAGAGACACCUCUGCCUUCUUAAAGUGAAUACAUUCUACAGUUGUAAUUUUCUAUCUGAAAUCUUAAAUUUCUAGGGAGUAAAGUUUACUGCCAAGAUUUAGCUAUAAUUUAUCUAUCUAUUUUUGUCUGCAUCGGGUCUUUGUUGCUCCACUGGGGCUUUCUAAUUGGUGGCAAAUGAGGGCUACUCUAGUUGUGGCGUGCAGGCUUCUCUUGGUGCAGAGGGUGAGCUCUAGGCGCUUGAGCUUCAGUGGUUGCAGCCCGUGGCCUUGGUAGUGUGGCUCUCGGGCUUAGCUGCCUCGUGGUAGUGGGAUCUUUCCAGACAAGGGACUGAACCCAUAUUCCUUGGAUUGGCAGGCAGAUUCUUAACCACUAGCCCACUAGGAAGCCCUACUUCUUUUAUUUAAAAUGGAAUUUCUAAAACCCAGGGCAGCCAGCUUUCCAUUCUCUAGUGUUGCUUAGUCACUCAGUUGUGUCUGACUCUUUUCAACCCCAUGGACUGCAUUCUCUAUUGCUAGACUUUCGAAUGGUUGAAGUUUAAGCUGGGAUCUCAUGGCAUCUCAAAAUUAGAAUCCUUUUGUUCUUCCAAGGGGCACAUGGUACUCAGUAUAGAACUGAGGUUAAUGAGAGGAGAUGAAGUUAGAGGGAAAUAAUCCACUACCUUAUUUAAUAGAAGUGAUUAGGUAAGGACUUACUACACUUUCUUUCCAGAAUUGUUAGUCAAUAUUUUUGCCAGUGUACCCUGAAAAAGAAUUUUUUUUAACUAUGUACUUCUUUAACAUUUUCAGGUUGACAGCUAAAAUAAUUCAUUAUAAAUUUAAAUAGUUGCAAAGGACAUUGUAAUGAUAAUCAGCAAAUUAUAAAUAUGGACAUUUAAAAAUAAAAUUGUUACUUUAUUUUUAUAAUUGUAAACCUUUUAUUGC